CCGCAGUGUAUAUACAUCUACUCUGUACUCCUGUAUUUUAAUUCCUGCGCCUUAUCCGACGCACUAUUCAACCGUCUCUCCUUACGUUCUCCCGAGAGAGCCGCAUAUUAGCUUAUUGCGGUUCGGCGCCAGACACAGGAAUUGCGCGACUGUGAUCUGUUCACUUCAUCUACGUUGAGAACCACCUCUCUGCCCCCGUCCAGAUUCCUCAUAUCUACUUCAACGCACUCGCCAUCAUGCGCUUCUCUGCAGUUUCCGUCCUGGCUCUUCCGCUUCUUGCUGCUGCUGCCACGAAGGAAGUGAGCCCUCUCGAACGGAUCAUCGCCCGAACGCAAGUCUACUUUGAAAACAUUCUUUCAAAAAUCCCCAGCCCAAACCAGGCUCACUCCGAUGUCGAAGUGGAUGCUGCUGCUGCUAAAGCGGGCAGUAAACCUCUCCAUAUCUUGACUCUGGACGACUGGAAGGAGACAAUUCAAGGAAGCGUCAAGCCAGCAAGCUCAACACCUGAAGAGUGGUGGGUCUUGGUCACUGGAGGCAACAAGACCUGCUUCGGCCAUUGCACUGGAGUUGAGACUGCGUUCAACGAGACUGCGGCCCUCUUCGCCACUGAUCCUACGGCGCCGCAUCUUGCUUACCUCAACUGCGACAACCAGCCGGUUCUUUGCAACAGCUGGAGUGCUGGUCCACCAAACCUCUGGGUCAUGCAUGUAUCAGCACCGCCAGCCCCUGUCGAUGUUCGGGUCCUCCACUUGAACUCUAGCACGACAACUGCUAAGACCUUCACUGAUAUACAUUCUACCAAGUCCUGGAAGGAGAAGGAUCUGUAUGAAGGCUACUUCCACCCCUUUGAUGGUCCGCUUGCCAAGUACGGCCUUGCGGUCCCUCUUGGUUAUUUCUUCUGGGUCCUGGCUAUUGUCCCUAGCUGGGUCUUUAUGAUUGCCGUUUCUUUCAUCAGCAGAAACAUCAUGGGCAGAAAAGCCCUUGGACCAAACCCAGGCCAAGGAGGGGAAGCGGCCGCGGCUCCUCGCGCUCGCGUAGUAAAUAACGGAUGGAAGCUGGGAGUGAUCAAUCAUAAUAUCAUUGAAAUCAUUGGGUAUCAAACUCCUGCCAUGCAAUCGUAUUACUGGAUCGGUCCAAGUCAUCAUUUCCCGCACGAACUGUCCAACCUGGUUAAGCCCUCCAGGACCUGCUCCCGAAGCUGCCCAUUUGCUAACCGGCCAUAUCGCAAAUCGCUCAGCCCCCCGACAGUUCCCCUGAUCUGCUCUAAAAGGGCGUCAGCCUCCUCUUCGAGCCUUCGGACUUCAUCUUCGACGUCCUCAACAGCCCUCUCCAUUUCCGGCAAGAUUGAGGUUAAGGUGUGCGGUUUCGACACUGCUGCCCUCCGUGCUUUUACAACAGCUCGCCGCUGUGCAUUUCCGCGUUUGGUUUCCGUAGCUAUGUUAUGGGCUACCGCAUCUGCAAUUUGUGCACGUUGA
This is a messenger RNA of Amorphotheca resinae ATCC 22711, 1475 nucleotides long. RefSeq lists its product as hypothetical. Lineage: Eukaryota; Fungi; Ascomycota; Leotiomycetes; Helotiales; Amorphothecaceae. The record is from RefSeq and is a predicted model, not a curated record. Bases 237 to 1475 code for a protein of 412 amino acids. The transcript has 5 exons.